Messenger RNA from Gilbertella persicaria, 968 nucleotides. RefSeq names its product domain found in IF2B/IF5-domain-containing protein. The record is from RefSeq and is a predicted model, not a curated record. Lineage: Eukaryota; Fungi; Mucoromycota; Mucoromycetes; Mucorales; Choanephoraceae. The transcript has 4 exons. Gene Ontology annotation, molecular function: translation initiation factor activity; mRNA binding; translation initiation factor binding. Gene Ontology annotation, cellular component: eukaryotic translation initiation factor 2 complex. Gene Ontology annotation, biological process: translational initiation; formation of cytoplasmic translation initiation complex; formation of translation preinitiation complex. The coding region runs from base 20 to 934 and encodes 304 amino acids.
UCUCGCUCCUUUUGCACUCAUGUCCGAUAACGAGAAAGAACCUGUUCAAGACCAAUUCGAUGAUGAAGAAGUCGACUUUUCCAAGUUGAAAAAGAAGAAGAAGUCCAAGAAGAAGGUCGACUUUGAAGCUGAAGCCGAACCUGUUGAAGCAGCUACUGAAGAACCCGCUGAAGCCGAACAAAAAGAUGAAGCUGAAGAGGAUCCUGAAGCCAUGUUUGCUGAUUUGAAAAAGAAAAAGAAGAAGAAGUCUAAGCCAGUUGAAGAGAAUGCCCCUGAAGGUGAGGCUGCAGCUGGUAAUGAUGAAGAUUUAGACUUUGGUGCACUUAAGAAAAAGAAGAAGAAGAAGUCUAUGGCACAAUUUGAAGCUGAUUUAGCAGAUGAAAAUGACGAACAAGAUGAAGCUGCUGAAGCCACCAAUAAAGAAGGCGGCGAAGAAGCAUGGCUCAAGAGUGACAGAGAUUACGCCUAUGAUGAACUCCUUGACCGUGUAUUCAACAUUUUGAGACAAAACAACCCUGAAUUGGCAGGUGAAAAGAAGAAAUACACAAUUGUUCCUCCUUCCAUUCAUCGUGAAGGUAACAAGAAGACCAUUUUUGCCAAUGUGUCUGAAAUCAGUAAACGUCUUCAUCGUCCUGCUGAUCAUGUCAUCCAAUUCUUAUUUGCUGAAUUGGGUACUACUGGUUCCAUUGACGGUGCUCAACGUUUGAUUAUCAAGGGUCGUUUCCAACAAAAGCAAAUUGAAAACGUGUUACGUCGCUACAUUGUUGAAUAUGUGACAUGUAAGACUUGUAAGUCUCCCAACACUAUUAUGACCAAAGACAACAGAUUGUACUUUGUUACUUGUGAACACUGUGGAUCUACACGUUCUGUUUCUGCCAUCAAGACUGGUUUCAAGGCACAAACCAAAGAAGAUAGACGUGCGCUCAGAGCAUAAAUGGAUCAUAAUAAAACAGAAAAAUUUAUUGACA